This is a messenger RNA of Chlamydomonas reinhardtii, 2559 nucleotides long. RefSeq lists its product as uncharacterized. Gene Ontology annotation, biological process: transmembrane transport. Gene Ontology annotation, molecular function: phosphate transmembrane transporter activity. The record is from RefSeq and is a predicted model, not a curated record. Gene Ontology annotation, cellular component: plastid. The coding region runs from base 30 to 1886 and encodes 618 amino acids. Lineage: Eukaryota; Viridiplantae; Chlorophyta; Chlorophyceae; Chlamydomonadales; Chlamydomonadaceae. The transcript has 7 exons.
GGAGCUUGCCCUGUCGUCGUCCAGAAAUCAUGCUGCACCAACCCUUACGCAGCCAGUGCACUCGCCGCGUUCCAGCCGAUCCUUUGUCGAUCCUUGCAGCCGUAGCAAGGCAUGCACCAAUUGGAUAUGUAGCCCAUGGUGCUCGUGCGCCAGGUUACGCGUCGGCCGGCGUCGGCCGCGCACCCCAGCUCCUGGCUCGGGGCCGGCUGCCCGCGGGCCCCAAUGGCGCUAGCCGCCGCAGCCUCGUCGCCGCCGGCGCGGCCGCCGCCGACGCCGCUGCUCCCGCCCCCGCGCCCGCUCGUGUUAGCCCCUUCAUCAACGUGCUGCUGCCCACUGCCCUGGCGCUGCUGCUGUGCAACAUGGACCGCAUCUGCCUGUCGGUGGCCAUCAUGCCCAUGGCAGCGGAGUUCGGGUGGCCCGCCAGCUUGCAGGGCGUGAUCCAGUCGGCCUUCCUGUGGGGCUACAUGGCCACCCAGCUGGUGGGCGGCGCGCUGGCGGACCGCUACGGCGGCAAGCGCGUACUGGCGGCCGGCAUCGCCUGGUUCAGCGUGGCCAGCCUGCUGCUGCCCCUGCUGCUGCAGCCAGCCACCGUGGCGGCCGGGCUCACGGUGCCGGCGGUGCUGCUGUCGCGGUUCCUCACGGGUCUGGGCGAGGGCGUGGCGCUGCCCUCCAUGAGCAACCUGGUGGCCAGCCACAUCCAGCCGGCGGCCAAGGCGCGGGCGCUGGGGCUGUGCUUCAGCGGCUUUCACAGCGGCAACCUGGUGGGGCUGGUGCUGUCGCCGCUGCUGCUGAUGACCUACGGCUGGCGCGGCCUGUUCCUGGUGUUCGGAGUGUUGGGGGCCCCGCUGCUGCUCUUCUGGCUCAAGGCCGUGCCCGACGCACCCGCCGCCGCGGCUGCCGCACCAGCAGCGCCCGCACCCGCAGCACCCGCGGUCGCGGCGCCCGCACCCGCGCCUGAGGCCGCUAAGCCCACCGCUCCCGCAGCAGCAGCCCGGGCCGCCGCACCCAACAGCCCUCCAGGCACCUCCAUGUCCUCUAUCAGCGUCAACAUCAACUACGCCUCCACCUCCGUCCCCGUCACGGCACAAGCCGCCACCGACCUCGCGGCCUCCAACGCCGCCUCCGCCGCUGCCGCGUCCGCAGCCUACGCCGCAGCGGCGGCGCCUGCAGCCGCCGCUGCUCCUAGCACCGCUGCUGAGGCGGCCGGCCCAGGGCCGGGCAGUGCUGUGGCGGCCGCUGCCGCCGCGGCUCCGGCUGUUGCGACGAAGAGCGAUGUGACGGUGGCCAAGCUGCUGACGUCGAGCGCGACGUGGGCCAUCAUCAUUGUGAACAUUGUCAACCACUUUGGCUAUUUCAUCUACCUUAACUGGAUGCCCACCUACUUCAGCAAGGCGCUGGGCUUCGACCUGCGCUCCAGCAGCUUCACCGCCUUCCUGCCCUGGCUGGUCAUGGCGGUGGGCAGCAGCGCGGCGGGCCUGCUGGCGGACAGCCUGGUGGCGCGGGGCAUGGCCGUCACCACCGUGCGCAAGUCGCUGCAGACGGUGGCGUUCCUGGUCCCCGCCGCUGCGCUGAUGGUGCUGUGCCAGCCCGGCAUCUCCGCCGCCACCGCCGUCACCGCCAUGACCGUGGCGCUAGGCACCACCAGCCUGGGCCAGGCGGGCUUCGUGGCCAACAUGAGUGACGUGGCGCCGCGGCACGCCGGCAAGAUGUUCGGGCUGUGCAACACCUUUGGCUGCCUCAGCGGCAUUGUGGGCGUCACGGCCGUGGGCUUCAUCGUGGAGGCUACCAAGUCCUUCACGCCCGUGUUCCAGAUGACGGCGGCGCUGUACGUGGUGGGCGUGGCGGUGUGGCUGGUGUGGUGCCGCGGCGAGAAGGUGUUCGACUGAGGGGAAGAAUGGGGCAAGAACGGAAGCCAGGGUGGGCUGGAGGGAGGUGGUUGUGGAGUGGGGUUCGGUGAUGUGGGGGUGGUGCUGAGGGCUGGGCGGACGGAGAAGUUCGGACACCCCAGAGAAAUCGUGGGCAACGGGGUUGGAGGGAGGGAAUGGAGAAGGACGGGACGGCUUGGGGCAGUGGUCCCAAAAGGGUCAUGGGUAGGACUAAGGCACAAAUCAAUGCGGUGAUGUGUUUUUUGGUCGACGUGUGUUGCGUUGCUGCUGUGCUGUGGGUGGCUGCGUUGAGCAGCUGCACUGCUGGGGUGCUGUUUGGGACUUUGGGGCAUUCAAACAGGCCAAAAUUUUGGUGGGACCGGACCUUUCCUCGAUUUAUUGAACCCAAUGCCAAUGCCUUCUGUUGAUGCACAUGUUCGUGGGCGAAUGCGCAGCCAAAUGCGAGUGUGCACGCGCUAUGUGAGCCGUUGUGCGCACGUCUCAAAAUUUUUGGCGCGUUGCUGGUGGCGCGCGUGCGCGCACGAUUGCAGAGGUGCACCGCAUCGGGAGGCAGGGCAGGCUGCUGCUGCUGUGCCCAGAUUGUUGUUGAUAGCUAAAUACCGGUGUGGCUGCCCUAGGAGGAAGCUUGGCGUGGCAGCAAGGAAACAGAUCCAUAGUGUAACAUGGGUCGUGC